CCAAAAUCACUCAAGUCUUGUCGGCGGCAAACGUCCAACAUCAUGUCUGAGAGCUUGCGUUUCCUCGGGUCCCUGUCGGGCCACAAAGGAUGGGUUACCGCCAUCGCGACCUCUUCGGAGAACCCGGACAUGAUCUUGACGGCCUCUCGCGACAAGACCAUCAUCGUUUGGCAACUCACACGCGAUGAGGACUCCUACGGUUACCCGAAGCGCAUAUUGAAGGGCCACAACCACUUCGUUUCCGACGUCGUCAUUUCCUCCGAUGGCCAGUUCGCACUGUCCUCGUCAUGGGACCACACGCUUCGCCUGUGGGACCUCAACACCGGCGCUACCACCCGCCGAUUCGUCGGCCACACCUCCGAUGUACUUUCCGUUUCGUUCAGCGCGGACAACAGGCAAAUCGUCUCCGGCUCGCGCGACAAGACAAUCAAGCUCUGGAACACGCUCGGCGAGUGCAAGUACGACAUCAAGGAGGAUGGUCACACCGAGUGGGUGUCCUGCGUUCGCUUCAGUCCGAACGUAAUGAACCCCGUCAUUGUCUCUUGUGGCUGGGACAAGGUCGUCAAGGUUUGGGAACUGCAGAAGUUCAAGCUCAAAACCAACCACUACGGCCACACCGGAUAUAUCAACACGAUCUCCGUCUCCCCUGACGGCUCGCUGGCGGCGUCAGGAGGCAAGGACGGUAUCACCAUGCUCUGGGAUCUGAAUGAGGGCAAGCACUUGUACUCGCUCGAAGCUGGCGACGUCGUCAAUGCCCUUGUCUUCUCGCCUAACCGCUAUUGGCUCUGCGCGGCCACUGCGGCCUGCGUCAAGAUUUUCGACCUUGAGAGCAAGUCCAUUGUCGAUGAACUAACGCCCGAGAUCGACACCUCGAGCAAAAACGUUCGCAAGCCUGAAUGCGUCUCGAUCGCCUGGUCCGCGGACGGCCAGACUCUCUUCGGUGGCUUCACCGACGACCAGGUCCGCGUGUGGACCGUAUCAGCAUGAGAAGUUCAGACUUGUCGUAGAAUGGGAGGGGGGGGGGGGGGCGUGCGGGAGUGCUCAUUGUAUGACUCAGGGGUUCUUAUGAUAUUGUGUCAUGCUGUAUCCAUGAAAAUUCUGCCAGUCCCCGCAUCAGAGGCGUCCACUCAUGGACUGAUUUGCCAAACAGAGGAAAGCUGGUUGUGCUUGUUCCGUCACAUGAUAUAGAUGAUGAGUUGUCAAUAUUUAUGGCUACUACUCCUUGAGCUUCUCGACGAGCUGGGGUACAACCUCGAAAAGGUCGGCAACGAGCCCGACGUCGGCCACCUGGAAUAUGGGAGCAUCCGGGUCCUUGUUCACCGCAACGAUCAUCUUGGAAUCCUUCAUGCCGGCGAGAUGUUGGAUUGCACCGGAUAUACCGAAGGCCAUGUACAGCUCCGGUGCGACGACUUUUCCGGUUUGUCCAACUUGAAGCGAGUUGUCCGCAUAACCCGCGUCAACAGCCGCACGCGAUGCGCCGACAGCAGCGCCCAAGAGAUCCGCAAGGGGGUACAGCGUCGACUCGAACGUCUCCGCGUUCUUGAGCGCACGUCCGCCGGAUACGACGCGGGACGCGGCACCCAGCUCUGGCCGGUCGGAUUUGGUGAGCGAGGUGCUGACGUGCUGGAUCGGAGGGUCGGAUACCUCGACGGCGUCGAGGGGCUUGACCUCCGCCUCCGAGCCGCCCUCCUUCGCGGCGGCGAAGGCGGUCGAGCGGACGGUGAAAAACUUGAUCGGGAUGGAGGACGGCGCCUUGACGGUCGCGACCGCGUUUCCUGCGUAGAUGGGCCGCGUAAAGGUCGUGCUAUUAGACGAGGCGUCGUGCUCGAGCGAGGUGAUGUCGGAGACGGCCGGGAUGUCGAGCUUGGCCGCUACGCGGGGGAGUAUCGAUUUCGCGGAAGACGAGUGGGCAGAUACUACAUGCGUGAAGGGGGAUGACGAUAGCAACUGUAGGAGGAGGGGAGUGACCACCUCCGGGAGAGGGGUCGAGUAUUGUGGGGAGCCCGCAUGCAGAAUGGAUGUGAUUCCGUCCAGUCUGCAUCUCUGGGAUCAGUUUCAGCGUAGAGGUGCCGGAUAGAUUAGCGCUCUCACUUCUUCGCCGAAUCUACAGCACCUUUGACGUCUUCCGGAGAUCCGACGAUGAGCCCGGUCACUUCUCCGCCAAGUUGCUUUGCGGCGGUGAGCGCAGACAGAGAACCCGAAUCAAGCGUGCCUGCCCGAUGUUCUAGGAAGACUAGCGCAUGAGGGGACGAUGCAGUAGCAUAACCCCGAGACACUCUUGUAUACAGAUUCCUGGGUGCCAGUCGUGCCCGGAACAUAGUUGCGAGGAGACGCCGAGAUAGGAUGCGUUGCAACGAGAACAGGCUCUGUGCUGAUACGAUGAUUCGGUACUCGGUACUCAGUGGUGG
Messenger RNA from Punctularia strigosozonata HHB-11173 SS5, 2408 nucleotides. Its product is annotated as guanine nucleotide binding protein beta subunit. Gene Ontology annotation, biological process: positive regulation of protein phosphorylation; rescue of stalled cytosolic ribosome. Lineage: Eukaryota; Fungi; Basidiomycota; Agaricomycetes; Corticiales; Punctulariaceae. Gene Ontology annotation, molecular function: ribosome binding; translation regulator activity; protein kinase C binding. The record is from RefSeq and is a predicted model, not a curated record. Gene Ontology annotation, cellular component: nucleus; cytosol. The coding region runs from base 43 to 987 and encodes 314 amino acids. The transcript has 5 exons.